ACAAUGUGGACGCCCUCCGCAUACUCCUCAAGGCGGGCGCCCUGAGUGACGGACGCACCAGCUGCCUUGGGGUGACGCCCAUGGCAAACGCCGCUAAGGAGAACAAGCUGGAGAUUCUCAGAACGCUCAUCCAGGCCGAGGUCUCCGUCAACACGCCGAACGUGAAUGGGGCGACGCCGCUACAUGGCGCUGCGCAGUUUGGGAAUGUGGAGGUGGCCACAGAGCUCAUCAAAGCCGGUGCUAAGGUGAACGUUCAAGAAUGUAACGGCUUCACUCCCCUGAUGAUAGCUGUCAACAAGAGUUGUGUCCCCAUGGCGGAGGCGCUGCUGGAUGGGGGAGCUCUCGUCGACCUCACCAACCGGAACUGCCAAUCAGCUCUUAUGAUGUGCGUGCGCAAGAACCAAGCGGAAAUGGCUCGACUUCUGCUCAAGCGCGGGGCCAACGUGGAUUUGCAAGACUACGACGGCCAGACUGUGUUGUGGAAAGUCGUCGUGGGCGGCUCGAUGGAGAUGUUGGACGUGCUGCUUGAGUUCGGAGCGAAUGUGGAUCUGUGCGACUCGGAGGGUGUGACUCCCGUCAUGAGAACCGCUCUGGAGGAGGAAGUGGACAGUCUGAAGCGUGUGAUUCAGGCCGGAGCUGACGUGGACGCCGUCUGUGAAGCCGGGGAGACGGCGCUUCUUAAAGUCAUGGAGAUUUGGAGGCAGGAUAAGGAGUUUCCGUUAGAAAUUAUUCACACGCUUUUGGAAGCCGGCGCCAACCCGAAUAUCGUUCCUGACGACCGACUUUCGCCGCUUCAUAUUGCCGUAGAGAGAAACGACCAGCUUGCGGAGAUGCUUCUAUCAUGCGGCGCGCUCAACAUAAAACGAUAUUAUUCUCUGCGCGGCUUCGCCGUCAAGCUGGUGUGCCCUCUGUACCUAGCCCUGUGGUAUCUUCGGGACAAUAUCGCUGAUCUGAUGCUACGUAUCGGCUGCUACAACCUGAGCUGCAUGUCUUACGUCUGGAACGACAUGGAUCUCAAAGCGAGGUUGGAGGAGAAGAAGCAGAACGCCUGUCUCAGCAUUGUUGAGCGAACAUGGAAGUCGCCGCCGUUGUUAUUCGAAUCUGCGAGGAAAGUCGUCUCCAGAAAAAUAGGCUAUGGCGCCAAACGAAAGGAGAAAGUGGACGGUUUACCUCUGCCAGAGAAACUGAAACAAAACUUGCUUCUUGGAUAAAUAAAGGGGCUUCGAAAACAACAAAAGCAAAAACUAUUGGUUCGUUAGAGCUCGAUUCUGUGAUCCCCAUGGUGUGGAUCAAUUUUUACAGGCCAUUCUAAAUACGGUAGAAAUUCUUCAAGACCCAUUGUCAAAGAGAAAAGCGGUUAUCUUAGACAGGUGGAUAUCUUGGACUUUUUUGUCAGUAUGAUUUACAUACAAGAAAACCACGGGAUGGAAGUGAAUGUGGUCGUUUUUGCAAGUGAUUGUUCUGUACAGGUGGCCGCCAGUGAAGGUUUGGCCGUAUUUCAAUCUAAAUGUCGAUGGUUAUCAACCUGUCUGACCCUUCCCCCCUGUGACGUCGAUGGGGGAAUUAAUUUGCACAUCAUCAAUUAAAUUGUAUGUACAUUGUAAGACAAAGUGACGCCCUGCAGAGCUUACGAAGGACUGUUGCCUGUCAUUUUGAAGGAUAAUAUCAUUAGCCUUCCAUGAUGAUUAUGAUGGAAAUUAUCAAACUUUGAAAUGACAUUUCCUUUGACUUCUAUGAAAUGAUGUCAAGAUGCUAGCCCAGGUAAGGCAAAUGUGGAAAGUAUCUGCCUGUAGCACCCUGAUCCAGGUUGAGAAAGGCAGUGAUGAUGAUGUUUGAUGAUGAUGAUGAUGACAUGUUUUUCAUACAUUCGCUUGGUAUUUCUGUAUUGUUUCUAUAUCAGGAUAAAUAGGUACAUUCCAAACCCCCAAAACGUCGGGACUUUGAAUUUACCAAAGUAAACCAGAUUCCGUUUAACGACUGUCCCAUAACAGUUGGGAUAAUUGUGUCAAUAUGUGUUUGCUAGACAUAGCCUUUUACUUCAGCUAGUUCUAGUCUUUUUGUUAUCAUUGAAGAAUACGGCGGGAAUACUUGUGAUGUCUACGACAUAAUAUUUUUUUUUUUUGGCGGGGGUGGGGGGGGGGGGGGGGGUAUUGAUGCUGAAAUCCCCACUGUGCAACACAAUGACAAUGACAAUGACAAUGACAAUGAUGACAAUGACAAUCUUUAUUCAUCUCGCAGGGAGAAAUUUGUCUUGGUCGUUAACAAUGGCAGUAGACGUUACAAAAGUUAGACUUAAAGGUGCACUCACGCAAACGCACAACAAGACGUUGAUAACUUUAAAAAGGUGAAACCUGUCUAAACUCACAUAAAUAUCACAAACGCGGAAAAGACUUUUUAAAAUUCUACACUUAUGGAAAAAGAGAAAAUAUGAUAUAUCGCCAGUUUUCCCCUGUUGUUUCAUUUAACUUCAUUUUCAUCUUGUCCGCUGGUGUCCUCUUUCGCUUGUCUCGUCAUUCGUUUGAUGUCGGUCUGUCUGACUUAUAAUGAAACGUAGUUCUUAUCUAUUCUGUUUCCUCAAGAUUGCGUCUAAUUUGACACUUAAAACAAAUCUUAUCUAACCUUAUUUCGUCUUUCUAUUACCUUACCGGUACUUUUGUUUUAAGAAAAAAUUGCCUCACUUCUGAUGUCAUUUGGUCUCACCUGAUUGCACCUUUUCGUAUCUAUGAAAUUAUCUUGUCUAUUUUACAUAAAAUUUCGUUGUUGUUGUUGUUUUUCUUUUUAGUAUAGUUACUUUUACGCUCCCAUCGACACAGUUUAUAGGCCUAUUUCUCUUUUUUUAAAUCGUACUCUCUAUUGUCUUAAGUGUGGAUGGUUGUUGGGUGCUCUAGUUUGGUUUGCUCCUUCUUUCCAAUUAAAAACAUAAUUUAUUUCAUGGUCCUUAUUUCUUUUCUUUAUUUUCUUUAUAUCAUGUUACGGUACUCUCUAGUAGGAAAUUAUCUAACUAAUUUGUGUUAUAGGUGGUGUAAAACUUUCUCUAAAACUAGAAACAAACAAACAAACCAAAUAAAAAAACAAACAAACCAUUAACCAACAACAACAAAAACGCGGUCAACUCGCAUAGUAUUAUAAGUUCAUUUUCAGAAGCAAAAAAAAAA
This is a messenger RNA of Aplysia californica (California sea hare), 3155 nucleotides long. Its product is annotated as ankyrin repeat domain-containing protein 29. Gene Ontology annotation, molecular function: protein binding. The record is from RefSeq and is a predicted model, not a curated record. Lineage: Eukaryota; Metazoa; Mollusca; Gastropoda; Aplysiida; Aplysiidae.